CCCACUUGGUUUUAAAUUUCUCCUUCUUAAGCUCUGUUAACACCAACGUUUCACUAAACCUGCAGCCUACUUGCCUGCCUCUGGAAAACCCUAGCAGUAGCAGUAGCAGAAGCAGUCCUCCUCCUCCAAAGCCUUCCACUUUAUGGUUGUAAUUGGUUUUAUUGGUCUCUCUGAUUUAGCCAUCAUAGAAAGUUGAAGGGAAGAUCUCGAGCCAAACAAAAGCUCAGAGUUUUGGUGCAUUGAAGUGAAAUGAAGAUAUUGCAGGAUAAACAGAAAUCAACAGAAAAGCAAUUUCCGCAUAAUGACCGACAAAAUGGCGUUAGUGAGGUCCCUACGCUGGACUCUGGUUCAGUAACUAUUUCCAGCAACAAGAGCACAAAGGUCACACGUGAAGAUAUUGAAGUUGUCCAGAAUUUGAUUGAAAGGUGUCUGCGGUUGUAUAUGAACAAAAAUGAAGUCGUCGAUACCCUGUUAGAUCGUGCUAGGAUUGAGCCUGGCUUUACAAGCUUGGUACUGCAGAAAUUGGAAGUAGAAAAUGCAGAAUUUUUCAAGGCUUACUACACGAGGCUAAAGCUGAAAAAUCAAAUUGUUAUGUACAACCGUUUGCUUGAGCAACAAUACCAGCUGAUGAAACAGCAAGAGCCUCCAGAGGUUCCAUUGCCUCCUAUGCAUAAUGGAAUGCAUUACACGCCUGUUAACAAUUUACCUAUGGGAUACCCCGUCAUGCAGCAGCCUCCAUUUCCGUCUAAGGGUCAUCACCAAAUCAAUUCCAUGGGCACUAUAGCGAGUUGUCAUUUGGUCAAUGGAAUCCCUGCUCAAGGAAAUUUCCACCAUAUGCCACUAAACUUAUGUCAAGAUGGUAUCAAGACGGAGUUGGUUUCAAGUCCAGUAUCAGUGUCCAAUGGCCAGUUUCCUUACACUCCAUCAGAAAUAUCAGGGCAAGGUGCAGACACAUCGGUGCUUGACUCUGCAUUUACUUCUCAUUUCACAAAUUUGGAGAGGUUCGGUAUUGGAACAGAUGGUGGAAAGUUAUCGGGGCAGGCUCCUUGGAAUUCCGGGCUUUUUGAUACUGCUGGAUGGCCAAACUUACCAGAUCUUGGAGCACUUGGAAACUAUGCGGGUUCACCCUUUCUGCCUUCCGACUCGGACCUUAUGCUUGAUUCUCCACAGCAAAAUGACAUGGUGGAAGAGUUCUUUGUCGACCCUGGGCAAGGCUCUCAAUCGGAGUAAACUUUCUUGCGCGCCAAGGCACAACGUCUUGUGUAUUUUGGUUAUAUCAGACAGGCUUUAGGUCGAACUCCUGAUCAUCAAGGAACAUAUGCUAUUCUUGAGCAAUCGUUUUCUUACAUACGUCUAUGGGUUUGACUACCGAUUUCGCAUGUUCAAUAAUUUAGGGAUUGUGCCCUAAAACAUGAAGAGCUCCAUUCUCAAAUGACAAGGAUUUGAAC
Molecule: messenger RNA, 1448 nt
Organism: Pyrus x bretschneideri (Chinese white pear)
Lineage: Eukaryota; Viridiplantae; Streptophyta; Magnoliopsida; Rosales; Rosaceae
Exons: 9
Coding region: 250-1230 (326 amino acids)
Source: RefSeq, a predicted model, not a curated record